GUGGCAUCUGCCUGAGGCUCUGGCCCCUUCAGAGGUGGGGCUGGAGUGAUGCUGCUGUCGUAGGUUAACCAAAUCCCAUUAGAGCAUUUGUAAAAGGCUAGUAGUUGAAGUUCUUGUGGAAGUCGUAAUGGGCCCCCAUGGUACUUUUCCUAUGUCGGAAAACCCAGGACAACACCCACAUUGUCCCACAGGAAGACCUCACAGUUGACAACAGCAAGUGUCUUUCUCUUAGCUAGAAUAAAAUCCGUUAAGGGCGGUCACUACUUAUCCCGGGGAAACAGGACUCGGGGUAACGGGCAACGCAGGCCACGCUGGCUGCUCCCUUUGCCCGGCCUGUGCCUUCCACGGCCGCACAUGUCAUAGCCGACACUCGGCUAAGCAAAUGAGCUCCAUCCACACUGUUCAGCCGCCAGGGGACCAAGUGCUGAGGCGCACCGCUCCCUGGAUGAAGCUUGAAACCCUGUGAGUGAAAGACACACGCCCACAACCGUGUGCUCUGUGCUUCUGUCGGUAGGAAACCUUCAGAGGCAGACCUUGCAGACAGGAGGUGGAGCCUGGGGGGAGAGGGAGCCUCCCUGAGCUGAUGGAACCAUUCUCACGUGGGUGGUGAUGGUUGCAAACUGUGAAUAUGCCCACUGCAAGUGGGUGAAGCGUGCGGUACGUGAAUUACACGUGGGGGGUGAUGGGCUAGCGUGUGGGGCUGCCAGAAGCCCUGCCUGACCCUCAGGACCCCAGAUGUGGGCACUACUGUUCACUGGGCUUCAGCUACGCGUCGGUCACUGGGUCCUGACCCUCGUGUCACAGAUGAGGAAACUUAACAAGGAGGGGGACCAAAGCCUGCGCCCGCCUGGUGUGACCCCACGGGCUCACCACAGACCCCCUGCUCUCCAGGCUGCUCUCGCUGGGGGGCUGGUCUCCUUGCUGAGGCCUUGUCCCUGCCGCCCUCGUGCUCCUAGGUCCAUCCCAUGCUCUGUGGCGGCCUGGUGGUCAUGGUUUGCCUUCUCCCAGGUCUCCCUGAGGCUGGGGCCUUGACACUCCCUAGCCACUGCUCUUGGGGUCACAAUGGGACAGGUCCCAGCACGAUGCUUCCCUGAUCCCCUCCCUUCUGGUGGCAGUUCAUUGCCCCGGGCUCAGCCAGCAUGGCUCCCUGACCUCACAGGGCUGGCUGUGGCCUCCAUGACCCUCCUGCCAUGUCCUAGGGCUUCCUUCCCACCUGCCAUCUGCUAGCACCCAGCCCUCCCCAGUGGGUCCCUGCUCCUCACUCCAGGUGUGGGACAGGGACAGGACGGUCACCUGGGCCUCAUUGCUGGUCUCACUUCUCUGGGCUGGGCACAGGCCUCCCCUUCUCUCCCACUCUUCCCGAGCUCCCACCUCCCAGGCCUCAUGGAGGUCCUGUGGCCCCAGCAGGUUCCUUCUCCAAGGCACUCAGAUGGCUUUCCACCCCACCAUGGGACCUCAGCCCCAGCUAGAUUCGUCCAUUUGGGUCUUUAGGUCCCUAAGUGCACAGCCUCCUGGUUUCUCAGAUUGGCCAGGGGUGCCUCACCCCGUGGACUUUGCACUUGCUGCUUCUUCAAGCUUUUGCACACACUCCCUCACUUCUCCCCAAACUCUUCAGACACCACAUAAGCCCGAGGCCACCCACUUACCCUGUGUAAGCAGAAAAUCAGUCCUGACUGCGCUCUGCUGUCUUUUUCUCUGUAACACGUCUGAUCUGACGUGGUCUGUCUCCUUCCAUGGGCUACACAUCCCUGAGGUGGAGGGUUUGUCUCAGCAAAUGUGGACACCCCAAGAAGGAGGACCCAGGAGUGCCGGCAGGAUGCAAACCCGUGGUUCAGAAGCCAGGCCUGGGUGUCACGCAGAAGGGGGUCUUGGUGGUGUUCAAAGCCCCACCCCUCGCACUUGGGGUCCUUGCACUCCUCAACCAUGUGAGAGUCCCUCCACCUUACAGCUGCCAGCAUCGCCACCCUGCUCCCUCUGUGAUGUCAUGGGGUCUGUGUGACAUCACAGCGGGCAGGGUGGGCCCACCACUGGAGCUAGGUCCCACUGGUGGGAGCGGUGGAGGGAGGAGGUGCAAGUUUGUUGGAUCCAAAGUUGUCCACUUGAAGUGGAACUGUGGGACUGUGCGGCUGAGCAGGCUCAGUGGGGGACGUGGUUGCCAGGUUCCCUCGACCCCGCGUCUCCGUCAGCUGCUACGAUGAGAUAUGCGCCAGAAUUAAAGAAAUCCCCUUCUCACCUCCUGAAGAAAUUUGCAGUGUGUGACAUUCCUCUCUACAACAUAUGUGACUACAACAUCACCAGAGACCGGUGCAAGGAACUCGGGUGCUGCUUCUACAAAAGCGUGUGCUAUGAAAAAGCGGUUCCCAUCUACGUGCAGGUGUUUUCUGCCUUGAUCGUGAUCAUUGCUGGGGCCUUUGUCAUCACUAUCAUUUACAGAGUUGUUCAGGAGAGUAGGAGAGAAAAGGAAGUCCGCAUGGAACUGCUUCCGUCACCCAUGUCCAGCGAUCAAGUGGAAUUGACGCUCUCUGGUGAGCAGGUGGGGUCCAAGCCUGGGAGUGCGGAGCCGUUGAACAGGAGCAAGGACAGCAAGGAGGAGGAAGAGGAUGCAACACUGACAAUAACGGAAGAUGAAGAAACUGAGGACUGAGGUGUACGGUGGAGGCAGAGUGAAGGUUGGCAGAAACACCCAAGUGAAAUGGUCCAGCUGGCGAACCGCUGUGAAGUGUGUGAUGGAAACAGGAUCAAUGACGAGACAAUAAAGGUAUUUUAGAUGCUUCUUG
Messenger RNA from Acinonyx jubatus (cheetah), 2777 nucleotides. RefSeq names its product testis expressed 29 (gene TEX29). Lineage: Eukaryota; Metazoa; Chordata; Mammalia; Carnivora; Felidae. The transcript has 6 exons. The coding region runs from base 2195 to 2644 and encodes 149 amino acids. The record is from RefSeq and is a predicted model, not a curated record.